This is a messenger RNA of Helobdella robusta, 345 nucleotides long. RefSeq lists its product as hypothetical. Bases 1 to 345 code for a protein of 114 amino acids. The transcript is spliced from 4 exons. NCBI's taxonomy places the organism in Eukaryota, Metazoa, Annelida, Clitellata, Rhynchobdellida, Glossiphoniidae. The record is from RefSeq and is a predicted model, not a curated record.
AUGGCGAAGACUAUGCCGAAGAAGCUGCUGCUAUCGCUGCUGUCGUUGCAGCGGCUGAUAUUGAGGAUAAAGAAGAAGGUGACAGAGGUAAAGCCAUUUGCUUCAAUCUUGUUGGAAGAUCAUUCCAUACCUUGGGCAGAGAAGCCUGCACACUUCUGUCACCUAAAGUGGAAUCGUUUGCAGUCGAAGCCAGUAAGUGCGACAACAAUAACCAACAGGCGUCUUAACCGUUACACUAUCUACCCGCCCUUGAUGUUUUCACCCAUGAAUGAUUCGGAGACCAAAAAAAGAAAAUUAAUUCUUGUGGGCUCGGCCACCGUGCAGCUCAAAAUUGCUUCUCAAUGA